AGAUUUUGAAUUGCUCGCACUCAUAUUUACACGUUGUUACCUCGAGGUGCUCAGAGCUUCUCUCUUGUUGUGAAUUGAUGUAUAGGACUUGUUAGAGUUUAUGAUUCAAACUUAGGAUUAACUCCAUGUUUUUAUUUAUCAAAUAAAUCUGGCUAUCUGAAAAAUACGUUGCUGACUGCGUUUAAAAUAGUUGUUCCAAAGUGGAUUUUGACUCAGAAUUAAUGUUGCUAAUGAUAGUGAUGAAUGUCCGUUUUAUGUUCAACAAAACAUUCUGAAUGUUUUCAAGUUAUGAAUGUAAACAAGCCACAUUUUUAGCUAAAAUAUACUCCAGUAUGCAUCCUGAAGAUCUACCAAUAGGCAUAAAGAUGCCAGACUCGCCAGAAAGUCUGAUUAAAAAUCAAAUUACUUCUAAUUCCGCUAGUGGUGUUACAGUUAUCUGAACUUUCCUUCCCCCAGGUGUGAAUGGGAAUCAUUCACCGCAUCCUCCUGGUGGUACCCCCUCUCCCCCCAUCAACUCCCUCUCCUCGUCAAACUCUGUUCCUCAUCAUUUGGACCUUCCCGGUGGCAACGGCACCUCCAGAAGCAAGCAUGUCAUCAAAGUCAAACGAUUCCUAGCGACACUGCAGCAGUUCGCCUCAGAUAUGUCAGUGGAAGUGGGCGAAAGAGUCCACAGUCUCAUUAUAGGCUUAGUUAGUUCUUCUGUCUCUAUAGAAGAUUUUCAUCACAAGAUUCAAGAAAUCACAAAUUAUCCUCUCAGGCCCUUUGCAAUUCCAUUCUUAAAAUCUCAUCUUCCCAUCUUGCAAACGGAACUUAUUCAUUUUUCGAGGAUGGCAAAACAGACACCUCAGCAAUAUCUACGACAGCACGAGCACGUGAUCCUGGACACCUCAUCCCACCCGAGUUCUGAGCCAUUCGAGAUUUUCCAGUCUUCCGCGGAUGCAAAAGAGAACGGAAAAAGACGGUCGCCUCCUAGCAGAAAUGGCAAACUGGAUGUCGAUUACAGUGAAACCAAUGGUGAUGGUCCUCCACCAGCCAAACGACACCAUCCUAUCCCUAGUCCUACCCUCAGCUCCCGGACGAGUCCUGGAGCUCCAUCCGGCCUUGGUUUACCACCAAGUCUGAAUCUAAGACUACCUGACGACACCGUCCACCCGUACAGAGACAGAGAAGGUAGAAUGGACAGAUAUGACCGAUUUGAAAGGGAUUUCUAUAGGCCCUUUUAUGGUAAUAUGUCACGAGAAUAUUCAGAUGACCGAGAAAUGGAAGAAGAGUGGAGGAACAUUCACACAAUGCUGAACUGCAUCCUGGGCAUGGUAGAGAAGACAAAACGCGCUUUGUGCAUCCUGCAGCACCGAAGCUACGCCGAGCGAGCGGAACUCACGAGCUGGAUCAGACAUCCGGAAAUGGAACCUAAGAAGAGGCCCUCUGAUAUCGUGUCGCAUUUCAAGAUUGCGGAGGACCGAGUGACCGAGGUCCGGCGGAGGGCAGAAGAAGCGGUGAACGAGGUGAAGAGGCAGGCGGUAGCCGAGCUCCAGAAAGCGGUGUCGGCGGCUGAGAGCAAGGCCAGCGAGUUGGUGGCGGCAGAGAGGAUCAAGAUGGAAAGAAUGCUGGCUGAAGCACGGCGGCAGGCAGCGGAGGAUGCUUUGGCCGUCGCCACCCAUCAAGAGGAAUCGACAGAGAUGUUCUCUUCUUCCACCACCAGAACUGCUGGAAUUGCGGCAGGAAGGCCAGUGAGACUUGCAGCGGCUGCAACAUCGCACGGUACUGCGGUUCCUUCUGCCAGCACAAAGACUGGGAAUCUCAUCACCGAGUCUGCAGUCAGACUUCUACUUCCCUCCCAGCCACAUCGUCCACCAGCACUCCACCCAGGACAACAUCUGACCACAGUCCGAGCCCUUCCAGAACAUCGGCCUUGGUUGAUGUCAAACCCAUCAAGAUUGAUAUGAUGUAAAUAAUAAGUUCUUCACUUUUACAGGCUUUACUUCAGUGCAAUUUCCUCCAAAAACAGACAUUUUUGUUUCGGGGGGGGGGGGGACGAGGAUUUGAUAUUUCAUUUGGACAACGCACACUCGAUGUUUCUCAACUUACGAAAAUCUUCAUGGUAAAUUAUGUGUUCAUGUUCUAGUUGUUUUUUCAAUGUCAGUGGUGAAGACUUUUGAUUCAGAUCAUUUUCAUGAGAUGUAUCUGCUAUGAUGUGAUCCAGUUGUAGAUGUGCCAACCAACCAAAUUAAGGG
Messenger RNA from Argiope bruennichi, 2234 nucleotides. Its product is annotated as protein CBFA2T1-like. Gene Ontology annotation, biological process: negative regulation of DNA-templated transcription; DNA-templated transcription. Lineage: Eukaryota; Metazoa; Arthropoda; Arachnida; Araneae; Araneidae. The coding region runs from base 642 to 1946 and encodes 434 amino acids. Gene Ontology annotation, molecular function: transcription corepressor activity. The record is from RefSeq and is a predicted model, not a curated record. The transcript is spliced from 11 exons. Gene Ontology annotation, cellular component: nucleus.